This is a messenger RNA of Trichosporon asahii var. asahii CBS 2479, 1350 nucleotides long. RefSeq lists its product as uncharacterized. The coding region runs from base 1 to 1350 and encodes 449 amino acids. The record is from RefSeq and is a predicted model, not a curated record. The transcript has a single exon. NCBI's taxonomy places the organism in Eukaryota, Fungi, Basidiomycota, Tremellomycetes, Trichosporonales, Trichosporonaceae.
AUGGUCCAGGUGCACCUUUUCCAACAGAGUCCAGACUACUCUCGUCUACCCUCUAUCGAGGACGUGAGGGGGUAUCAACCGCCUCCGUCGUCUUUCAGCACUCUUCUGGUUCCUCCAUCGUCUGCUUCGCCCCAUUCCUCUCCCGUCCUCCCUUCGUCUUCCUCCCAGCUCUCGCGCACCGACAGCCGCAACUCUGACCCACGUUCUCGCUCCUUUGUUUCGCUGGUCGAACCCAUGGCGCGCGCGGCGCAGAACCUCGUCAAGUCGAGCGUACCCGACGCGCUCAUGGCGCACUUCCCCGAUUCGAGCAGCGAAGACGGCGUCGAGGGCUUCGCGGCGCAGUUCCCUCACCCGCCUACGGCUCCCCUUCCUCCGCUACCUCCGCUGACUGGCGGUGGGUUCGCAGCGGCAGCCUUCGCCGGAUCGACGCCGAAGCGACGUGCUAGUGAUCGGCACAGCGCCUCGUCCCAGCAGUCGAAGCAGUCUGGCCAGUCGAAACAAUCAGGCCCAACGGGCAAGCCCCACCUGCCGCCGAUCAACACAGAACGAAGAAACAGCGUUAGCAGCGUCCGCUCCGCCGCCUCCGCCACGCCCUCUUCACCGACGAUCCCGACGACGCCCGUCCCUUCCUCUCCCGUGUCCAGUGCCAGCUCAGCGAGUUCUCCAACCCUAACGCACAAUUCGACGGACACGGGGUUAUUCUACUCGCCCAGCCGCCGCUCAACAGGCCACUACGUCAGCUACCCCAAGCCGUCCCCUCCGAUCGGGUACGAGGACAAGGCGCGCGCAUCCCUGCCCCCGACGCCGUCCGGGCCUCGCGGCGGCGUGCGUAGUGCGCGCAACUCGCUCACGCUGACGGCACCCCCGAUCCGCCCCCCACCCCCACAUGCCCCGAGUGCGCCCGACCUGCGCUCGCCCAACUUCGGCUUGGGCCUGGGCGACUGUAUGGCCCUCAAGUCGCCGCUGGAGGAUAUCGACCCCCGCGACUUCCAGGACCCGCCCGAGCCCCCGGCAGCCCACAAUAGGGCGGAACGUCGUCAGACAGUGGAUUUCACACAGCGCGAUCACGAUAGGCCCGAGAGACCCGAGAGCCGCGCCAGCCGCGCCACGACGCUGACCUCGGGCAGCUCCGAGGUCCGCGGCCCGCUCCGCGCCAGUGCGGCAGCCCACGCAAGAGUGUAUCGGAGACAGGCGGCUGCGAAUGCCGUUCGCGCAGUCACGAGUGCAGAGGACGAGGCGCUCGAUUACAAGCCCAGUCGCAGGAAGCGGCUCGGCGACCAUAACCGCGUCGCGAGGUGGUUGCAUAAUGCCGUCUCGAGGCCGUUCGGGCUCGAGACGAUUGACGAUUAG